Monomorium pharaonis (pharaoh ant) is the source of this 1546-nucleotide messenger RNA. Its product is annotated as vitellogenin. NCBI's taxonomy places the organism in Eukaryota, Metazoa, Arthropoda, Insecta, Hymenoptera, Formicidae. Bases 292 to 1260 code for a protein of 322 amino acids. Gene Ontology annotation, molecular function: lipid carrier activity. The record is from RefSeq and is a predicted model, not a curated record. Gene Ontology annotation, biological process: lipid transport. The transcript has 3 exons.
AGUUAACAAAGGGAAGUUAACAAGCGUAGCUAAAAACAGAACAAUGCAAAUGUAUAAAUUACAUCAAUUACAUCUCCUUACAUCUGUGAUGCGUGCCAUUUACUAAAACAGUCCUAAAUAUGAGGAAUAAUGCUCUUAUCGCAACCAAUACGGAAGAUAUCUACAGAAUCUAAGCGGAAAUGGUAUGCCGAGAAAUUAUUUUCAAGGAUAUGACUAAGAAUUAAGUUAACUUUCGUAUAAAGAGGAGACGGUUGACAGGCAGAUGCAUCAGUCAAAGAGAAGAUAUCAGCUAUGUUGGUGACGAUUCUGCCAUUUUUGCUAGUUGCAAAUAUUACUAUCGAUAAUCAACAGUCGACAUGGUUAAUGAACGGUCCGGAAUGUACAUACGAUGUUCUCGUAAACAUGUCCCUGGCCAAUAUCGUUCAAGAAAACGACAAUUUCUGUACGAUGAUCGCCACCGAGCUCAGGUGUCGACCUAAAGGAGAAGAUAGUUUAAGCUGCCACUUCAAGAACUCCCGGAUCAAACGUCCCGAUCCGACAGACAACCGAUGCUCGAACGCAAAGGACUUUGUGCCCACGAAAUACAAGUUUGUGGGCGAAGACCCUUUCGAAAUCAGAUUCAAUUCGAGAGGUAUCGAGAAUCUGGUGGUGCAUAGGACGAUUCCCAGGUGGAGACUCGACAUGAUCAAGAGCAUAGUCAGCCAGCUAAACGUCGGUUUUGAGAUUCAACAGGAACGUCGCGAAAGAUUCACUAUCAUGGAAAACUCCACCGUGGGUCACUGCGAAGUCGACGUUAAGAUCAUUAAUAACGGUGAUUCUGAAGAAAAUGACGAUGAUUCUGUCGAGGAGAGCAAAAAUUUCGAGAUCGGAUUGAUGUCUCUCGAUGAAGAACGUCCUUUAACCAGCUUGAAACGAUUCCAAGUGGAGAAAGUUCGGCAACCGAAAAAAUGCCCACGAAGAACAAUAUACUUCUUCGGAGAUCAUGAGGAUUAUAGUCACGGUGACAAGCAACUUUACAUGGAUAUGAACACUUCUACCAGUCAUAUCACAAUCUCAAAAGACAAAUUCAUAUCCUAUACAAUAUCGGAGGGUGUAAUGAAGACGGCAAAUAAAUCGCGGAUUAUGCGACCUUAUCAAAAGAUAAGUUUAAAAUUGAAGGGAAUAGAUUUUGUCCGGUCUGCAUUGCCAGAGAUUCAAAAUCCAGCCUCGACGAGUUUAUUCGCUUUUUCAAAUCUGCGAACUAUUCCGGAAGACGAAUAAUCUGAAAUGUUGGCUGUAUUGAAGAAUAUAUUUAAGAGCUGAAAUUAAUUGUAAAAAACAUUCUAUAUCACUGUCGAUUAUUAAUAAUCAAUAUUUUGUAUUAAUGACGUUUCUGUUUGUAAUUUAACGUCAUUUUAUUUCAGAAUUAUAUAAAAAUAUAUAUAUGUAUACUCUAAAAUAAAAUUACAUUAUUGUGUUUUAUGUAUUUACAGCUUACAAAUUGUUAAAUAUAAUUAUAAUAUAAUAAAGGUUUGCUUAAAGCGAUAAUAAUGCAGUUACACUGGAA